AUGGACUGGACGGUUAGCAGUCGGGCCCUAGUAUGGUGCAUUUUCACGUUACUGUGUAGUAUUGACCCACUUCAAAUGGUAAGUAGAUAGCUAACCUAACUUACGAUACUGAACCUUAGUGGGAGUAAUUGGCCUAUUAGCUAGCUAGUUAGCUAAUGGGUUUAGGGGUUAACUAACAAGAGAAAAGACGGGAAUGACACCACCUAGCUAAUAUUUAGAACUAGUUAGCUAGCUGAUAUGUUGGGCUAAAUGCUGGUUAGCUAGCUAACUUAGCUAGCUAACAACCAGUAAUGUAUUUUAUGCCUAGCUAACUAGUGUCAACUCCAACUAAGCUAAGGCCAAUAUUGUAUGUUGUUACUAAAUUGCUUGAAGUAGAUACUGUAGUAUUAGCUAGUCUCCUGUUUUUGUAGUAGGGAACAUUGGUUACUUUUUAUAAAAAGUUUACAGAUAAUGUCUUCUUGUACAACAUUUAUCCAACAAGCUAGCUAGCCAUUAAGUCACACUAGUUGGCUAAUCAAAUCAUGCCAUAAGAUAGAUGAAGCCAAGGCAUUAGAGCCAGGUUAGGGACCCUAGCAAAAUUGAUAAGAUUAGACUUUAGACCCCCAUGUAAAGAGUCUGUCUGUAAAGACCAAUCAGUUGAAGUUCCAUCGGCUAACUGGUUGCUGGAUCAAGCCCAUUGCUCUGUGUAAAAUGUUUCUUUCUAAAUUGUGAAAAACCAUCAAAGAAAAUAUUGUGUAUAGUGCUUUCAAAAUUAACUAGAAAAGGUGUGUCCAUUCCAUGUUGGCCUCUUGCCUUUUCCCUAGUUAUCAAUCCAGUGAAAUACUGCACUGUCUCGAUCUGCCUAGCUACAGUCAUUAACUCCCACCCCAGACAGAGGUGUGAGGAAGAGCUGCUGGAGAUUAAAGCCAUAGCUUGCUGGUUCAGCAUUUGCAAUUAUAGGUUUAUAGUUAUUAGCCACACCACAGUAUAUAGGCUAGGCAUACAUAGCCUGUGUAGUUAUCUAUGUAACUUUCACCUACGAUUUUAUACCCAAUGGAUGGCUAAUACAGACCAUGCAAAAAAUAUCCAAUUUAUGACAGGAGGACAUGGUGUCUUUUUACCAUGGAAGAUGGAUUCUAUCCAACAUACAGCUUUAUGAAUAGCAGUGCACAGAUGUUUGUUUAACACACUCUGCGAGCUAGUAAUUCAGCAUGCUUGUUCUGGUUGUGCUCACACUCUUGCUGUCAGUCUUGUAGAUAGAGCUGGGCGAUAUGAACAAAAAUUCAUAUAACGAUAAAUUGACUGAAUUAUCAUAACGAUAAAUUGAACGAUAAGUUUAUAACAUUAAUGUGCACCACAGUUAUAUUUUUAUAUUAUCCUUAAUACUUCUACUACUUUUAAUGUUGUAGCUAUCAGUUGUCCCAUCAACAAUCAGCCAUAUUAGCAAACUUAUUUACAUUUAAAACUUUGAAUUUCUCUAGUAGGGCCCUAUAGGGUAUUUAUCGUAAUGAAUGAUAUCAGAAAAAUGUCCACGAUAAGUGGUCGGUUUGAUUGGUGUUGAUCAUUUUCGGUUUAUCGGCCCAGCUAUACUUGUAGGCAGUGCUAACCAUGUGCAUAUAGACAGAGUUCAGUCUGUGUAUACUCUGUGUUUGACUGUGUGUGUGCGCCCUAUCUUAGCACAAGGCCAAUGGCUUUGCAGGCACUUUGUGCGGUUGUAUUAGGGUCUACACAUGCGGCAGAGACAGUGCCACUGUGAAUGUUGACGAAUGGAAGGAAGCUCAAAUACCUGUGCACAGAAAAAUCACAACACAAACAUGCUUGAUGUUUUAAGUCUCCCUGGGGUCUCUGCACACACUAAUAUCUGGCCAUCCGACCUGCCUACGUGUGCAUUGCAUGUGGGCAAAAUAAGUAGACGGUUAAAAGAAAUCCACCGUGAAAUUUAAUGCAAGGUGGUGAUGAGGGCAAUAUGCUCAAGAUAGGACACAGGUUGUUCAACACAAAAUAUACAUAACCUAGUCAUGCAUGGCCAUUUGUACACCAUGUCAGUUUAAUUUCUUCACCUUCCCCAAAAACAUUUCCUCUUUGAUUUUGAUCUGUGGUCACCAGAAGUGAGAUGAUAAUGAUCGUCAUCAGUUCCUGUGUUAAUUCAUGCCUGCACACAAACUGGAGCACUACAGCAAGUAGGGAGGAAACAUUCAGACCGUUUUGGAAACUUUCCAUUGAAAGUGAAUUAAUGGAGGCAGUUUAAUAAAGCACUUGACAGAGUGAAGCAGUAAAUACCUUGUACUGAGGAUUUAUUCUCGAUGACAAAAAAAACUCAAAUUGUAAAAGUUGCUGUCAAUAACACCCCUUCUAGGCAAUGGUAUAUAUAUAGUAGGUAAAUUAACAGGGAACCUGCAGAUGUGGCGAUGAAGGGUCAGAAGCUCAUUUCUACAUUCAGUUCCACUAAAUAUUUCCGAAGCAGCUUGUACUGUGUCCGGUUUCUGUUCUCCUAUGUCCCCUUCUGGAGGGUGCAUCUAGCGUCAAUGUUUUUCCACUAUUUUUUUGAUUAGGCCUAUGAAUUUCGUAGGCUAGUGUCUCACUUAGUGAUUACAGUGGUUGAGAACUAGCAUACAUCUGGUCCCUACUUUGUAUCACAUUUGAACACAUUUAGGUCUAAGCCUAGAUGCUAUGUAAAAAAUAAACUUCUCACCAGUCUCUACCAGUGAGAACUUUAGCUCUAAGCAUCAGUAGCAUCACAUUACACUGAAAAAGUACUUGUUUUCCCCUCCUUUGUGUUCCCUCUUCCCUGGAAGGCUUUGAUUCCCAUUGACUAAUGGUGGGAAACCUGCCAAUCACAUGUACCUGAGGACAACUCCAGUCAUGGGGUGUAUGACAUGGUGUUGAGCACAAUGACAAUAUCACUGCACCAGAACUCUUAGGCACAUUCAUUCCCUAUCUCUUUAACAGAAAAUGGCCUCAUUGCAGAGGGAGAGAGGCAGAGUGAAAGCUCAGAACCUGCCAAUAAUUUUGUUUCGCCAAGUUUUGGGUACAUUAUGUAACCCUAGCAGUGUUACGCAAUGUCUGACUUCUUUCCCCUGUAAAAAGCAUUAGAACAUGUAAACCAAACGGGGCCCCGCUCCAAUGACCCUCUCUCUCUACUCCCUCUGCCAGAUACAGACCAGUAUAGAACUGAACUCCCCUCCCCUAUACUAUCAAUCAUACCUAACAACCGCGUACAGAUGUCCCAAGGAUGUACUUUUAGGCCUUAAGGUGUUAAACGUUGUUUCGAACAGAGUGCUGAUUCUCACAAACUCCAACCGUCCAGCAGAUGUUCCAGAGAUGUUGAUGAUUUUGAAACAGAGCAGGCAGGAGGUUUGUGGGGAUGAAUAAUAAUAAACUGACAUUGAUGGUUAUUGUUUUACUGUUCCUGGUACAGUUCUUAUGAGGUGACAAGCCAGUGGGAACAGCCACAGGUGUCCAGUAUUGACACAAGCUCUCUCCGGUGUGUAGACUAAGAUUACAGCAGGGUUAACUGAGCAAAAAAACCCAGGAACACACACGUUUCCUUUUUUUACCAAAGACAUUUUAAGAUAUACUGCUAAAUAAAUGAGCUGUAGCUAGCAAACAGCACCUAAGUGAAGUGGUUAGGUUAUUAUUGCUUUGAGCUCAUCAGAUAGGCCUAGCUUCAUACAGUAACCUUGGUUUUCUUUCGUUACUCCAGGAGGCUGAGUGUGUUUGGUCUGGUCCAUUUGGUAGACUGUAGACAGCUGGGAGGAAGACAACAUAACAAGGCUGUUCUCCCUCAUAAGUGGCUGAGUGCUGGGUAGGGCCUCUAGUAAUUAUAGAUCAGUGAUCUGCCUCUAACAGAAACAGCAUGGGCUAGUUACACUAUCCUGAUGGCCCCUUGGAGGGGAUGUUUCAUCCCAUAGAGUUAGAAAUGAAAUCCGUGUCUCAAGUAGUUUAAGACAUUCAAUUCUAUGUUCUACUGUCCUAACUUGGGUUCGGCUGGAGGAGUGGGGAUGGGGUUAGUGGGGUAGGUUGAUACACAGAGGUCAGCCACGGUACUAUAAUUACUCUGGCCCGGGGCCUCCAGAGUGGUGCAGUGGUCUAAGGCAGUGCUAGCUGUGCCACUAGAGAUCCUGGUUCGAGUCCAGGCUCUGUCGCAGCAGGCCGCGACCGGGCACCUAUGGGGCGGCACACAAUUGGCCCAGCGCCCUCCAGGGUAGGGGAGAGUUUGGCCGGCAGGGAUGUUCUUGUCCCAUCGCGGGCCGGGCGCAGUGCACGAUGACUUGGUCGCCAGGUGUACGGCAUAUUGGUGCGACUGGCUUCCGGGUUAAGCGGGCACUGUGUCAAGAAGCAGUGCGGCUCAGUUGGGUUGUGUUUCGGAGGACACACGACUCUCGACCUUCGCCUCUCCCGUGUCCGUACGGUGAUGGGACAAGACUAUAACUACCAAUUGGAUACCACGAAAUUGGGGAGAAAAAGGGGGUAAAAUACAACAAAUAUAUAAUAAAAGAUUAACUCUGGCCCUAGCUGCCUCCUUUAGCUGAGUCAUGUCUAUAAGGGAUAUAUCUUUGGUGAAAUUAACGUCAAAAGGUUAAAAAAUGGGUGCAUUUUAGUUCACCCUUUUCCUAACCUUAACCCAAUUCUCUUAACCUGCUAGGGAAAAGCUUAAUCCCAUCUUGUCAAAACCCUUGAGCAGCAAGUGCACUCUACAGUACAGACACCCCCACCCGGCCUCUUCUUGUGCCAAAAACAAAAUGAAGACUACGGAUCGCCUAUCAGUGUGAUGUUUUUUUAAAUUCUCCUUUGCACUCCCUGACCAAAGAGACUUCCAAGGAAAGAACCACCCCCUUCGCUUGACCCGGCUUCUGCUUAAAAAAGUGUGGUCAGUGAUUCAAGCGCCGCAUAUGCCCACUUACGCAUGCAUACAUAUUUAUUUCCUCACCCUCUUUCUCUGGUUGUUUCAUUCUCUCUCUCCAAAAUUGCUGUCCAUUCCACCACAUGUUGGGCUACUGAACCCAGUCUGUCUGCCCAUGUGGGCUUGCGUCCUCUCCCAGAGAGAGUGAUAUGAGAAGGACUGGAGAGAAACACAUUCACAUGUCUACCUCAGUCCACUCGGUCCCUGAGUUUCACAUUAAAGCACGCCGACCAUGCUUGCUUUAUCAGCCUGAUAUGGUGGCUGGGCAGAUGGCAGCGUGGCUCUGUUGCAGAACUUCUAGAAUCUUGGCCUCCUCCUUUAGAACCUCCUCAUACCAUUUGUGCACUAGCUGCACUCUUAAGUCUCCCAGUCCCAACCCCUUAUCUAGCCUUCCUUCCCACUCUUAUCACAGACUCCUUUUUUAAAACAAAUGUGUUCAGUUAAAGGCUCUGCAUGGUCAAUCUGAUGUCUGAAGUGGCCAUACAGCAUUUACUGCGAUGCAGCCUCCACAGACUUCAGGGCUUUCAUACUUUUUGUGCUUAGUGGAGCAGAGAAGCGCUAUUGUGAAGGAAGUGAGUUUGUGUUUAUACAGGACAUGCCGCCCCCACCUACCAUCAACCAAUCAUGUCAAAGCGGAGCUAUACGGAGCCCUCCGCAUUUGUGAGGUGCACAGCGAUGCGGAGCUUGAUUUGGCCUGUGCAUCCCUCCGGAGGAUCCGCAAUUGUGUCACACCCUCCAUACGAAGCCUCUGAGCACAUUUUCAGAUCAAGCAUAAAUGGGCUUUUAGGCUAAAGGUGUCUGCGUGCUUCCCAUCCAAAACAGUUAAGAAAAUAAAUUCUCAGGGGCAAGCUGAAGUCUGUAGCCGAAGUCUACGCCCCUUCGUCUGUGAUUGGUCAACAGUAGGGAUUCUUCAAUGAGGUGUUUGUCAUUCAAUGAGACAAAUCAUUUAUGCAAUUUUUUCCCCUUGAAAUACUGCACCUAACAUCUUAGUUAGGUGCAAAGAAUAUCACCUUGGCAAAAAUGUCAAAAUUAAUGACAGAUUUCUGGAGUUAUCGUAGAUUAAUUCGGACUUUUGAGGUGUCUCAAGGUGGACAAACAGUACUAUUGACGCUUUUUUCUUCUUUUUCAAGCGAAUGUCUUUUAAGGGACUAUGCGAGCAGAUGAACCGAAGCCUUAAGUCCCCCUUAACUCCCCCUCAGGCAGGUAGCUAGCGAGACCAAACUCCUCAUCUGCCUCUAAGUGUUUUACACAGCCAUUUUGGAGAGGGGGUAAUGUUUGGCGAUAUGGGGGAGCAGUUAACCCUCUGGCAGUCCAUUCAGUUCAUCCUCCCUACCCCGGUGUCCCAGUCUAGUAGUAGUAUUCAGGAUAUGCAUUCAAUUAAUGAGGGAAACAGUCCUCUUUCUCAGGAUAGGCAUUCCUCUGGGGCCAUAUAAACUGCAGGAGAGAGGAUCACAUGCUCUUACCGUACUAUGGUUCUCUGUUAUGGCAGCACUUUGCCUGUAUUCCUAUGUAGAGUAGACUAUUUUGUGAUUAUGAAUACAUAAGUUAGUUAUGUAUGAUCAAACUGAUUUGAAUCUGUGUUCAAUAAUACCACAUUUUAAUUAGUAGCAACUGUUCAUCGUUCACAUUUACAAUGCAACAGCACACAUGCGGCCUUGUCUCUGAUAUGGCUAUAGUUUCCAUAAUUUUUUGUGUCUAGCAAUAGAGGCCAUAUCAGGGCUGAUAUGGCCAGAACUCUUUGGUCGACAGAAUGUUAUUGCAUUGGCUGUAGAUUAAACUAUUUUUGAAAGAGGUGAAUACUAAGAGUAGGUCCUUGGCUCAUGUUGAAUACAUUUACAUUUUAGUCAUUUAGCAGACGCUCUUAUCCAGAGCGACUUACAGUUAGUGAGUGCAUACAUUUUUCAUACUGGCCCCCCGUGGGAAUUGAACCCACAACCCUGGCGUUGCAAGCGCCAUGCUCUACCAACUGAGCUACAGGAGGCAGUGGGGAGGAAUACCACUAAAGAAGACGUUCUUCUGUUCCCCUAUAGAUAUGCUUUAAGUUUUUGUGUUCUGUCUUGCAGAGUUUCUGCCGAGCCAGCACCGUCUCCCUCCCUGAAAGCCUGCUCUUUGUAUCCACCCUGGAUGGAAACCUACACGCCGUCAGCAAGAAGUCAGGCUCUAUCAAAUGGACGCUGAAAGAAGGUAAGGAAGAAGAGGAGAGUCCUGAGUAAUUCACUAGCACCUUUGUUUGUUUGUCUCUAUCAAUCUGGAGGCGCUGUUAGGUGUUCGGGUUACACCUGCGAAACAAAGCGCCAUUGUGGUGUUCCACAAGAAUCAUACAUUUAGUUUGUGAAAGUGAAGACCAGUUCUGUGUUUUGUAUUUUGUUGAAUGGUGAAAACCAGAUUCAGAGCAGAAACAUUAUUUUGAGAUGUAACUAAUCACACAAAGUGUACGAGGCAGUGGGGAGGAGUGCACGUGUCAGCCUACUUUUUUACCUCAGUUGCGUAUCAUUGCAUGUACUAAUACUGUAAUACAGCUAUUGAGGCACUGAAUGGUUAGAGAAAUCAACACUGUUCUAGUUCCGUUCUGGUAACCGUGGGAGUAGACUGUCGGUCAUAAACUACGGUAGGUGUGUUAUCAUUCUCAGGGCUACCUUUCAUAAAGGGAUGUAUUGACAGAUCAUUUUUCACUGACUAAUGGCAUUUCUGAAGCAUUUCUGGGUUUUUAGAUAAUGGUGGGUGUUUUCACUCUAUUUUCUGCUCUCCCGGCACAUGAGUAAAUGCAGUGAACGCUUUGCUCACGCAUGCUAACCUGGUAAUCAUUAACCGGGAGAGAGUGGGACAGAUAUAGUCUUUAAUCAUGGUCAGCCAUUGUAGGCAGGGGUGAACUGCUCUGCUGUAUUUGUAUUUCUCGUGUGUUUUUGUUCGACUUUACUUAAGUAAUAAAGCCAGAGGGGGUAUGGUAUAUGGCCAAUAUACCACGGCUAAGGGCUGUUCUUAAGCACGACACACCGCGGAGUGCCUGGAUACAGCCCUUAGCUGUGGUAUAUUAGUAAUAUACGUGGUAUAUUGGUAAUAUACCACAAACACCCGAUGUGCCUUACUGCUAUUAUAAACUGGUUACCAACGUAAUUAGAGCAAUAAAAAUACAUGUUUUAUCAUACGUGGUAUACGGUCUGAUAUACAGUGGGGGAAAAAAGUAUUUAGUCAGACACCAAUUGUGCAAGUUCUCCCACUUAAAAAGAUGAGAGAGGCCUGUAAUUUAUCAUAGGUACACGUCAACUAUGACAGACAAAUUGAGAGAAAACAAAUCCAGAAAAUCACAUUGUAGGAUUUUUAAUGAAUUUAUUUGCAAAUUAUGGUGGAAAAUAAGUAUUUGGUCACCUACAAACAAGCAAGAUUUCUGGCUCUCACAGACCUGUAACUUCUUCUUUAAGAGGCUCCUCUGUCCUCCACUCGUUACCUGUAUUAAUGGCACCUGUUUGAACUUGUUAUCAGUAUAAAAGACACCUGUCCACAACCUCAAACAGUCACACUCCAAACUCCACUAUGGCCAAGACCAAAGAGCUGUCAAAGGACACCAGAAACAAAAUUGUAGACCUGCACCAGGCUGGGAAGACUGAAUCUGCAAUAGGUAAGCAGCUUGGUUUGAAGAAAUCAACUGUGGGAGCAAUUAUUAGGAAAUGGAAGACAUACAAGACCACUGAUAAUCUCCCUCGAUCUGGGGCUCCACGCAAGAUCUCACCCCGUGGGGUCAAAAUGAUCACAAGAACGGUGAGCAAAAAUCCCAGAACCACACGGGGGGACCUAGUGAAUGACCUGCAGAGAGCUGGGACCAAAGUAACAAAGCCUACCAUCAGUAACACACUACGCCGCCAGGGACUCAAAUCCUGCAGUGCCAGACAUGUCCCCCUGCUUAAGCCAGUACAUGUCCAGGCCCGUCUGAAGUUUGCUAGAGUGCAUUUGGAUGAUCCAGAAGAGGAUUGGGAGAAUGUCAUAUGGUCAGAUGAAACCAAAAUAUAACUUUUUGGUAACAACUCAACUCGUCGUGUUUGGAGGACAAAGAAUGCUGAGUUGCAUCCAAAGAACACCAUACCUACUGUGAAGCAUGGGGGUGGAAACAUCAUGCUUUGGGGCUGUUUUUCUGCAAAGGGACCAGGACGACUGAUCCAUGUAAAGGAAAGAAUGAAUGGGGCCAUGUAUCGUGAGAUUUUGAGUGAAAACCUCCUUCCAUCAGCAAGGGCAUUGAAGAUGAAACGUGGCUGGGUCUUUCAGCAUGACAAUGAUCCCAAACACACCGCCCGGGCAACGAAGGAGUGGCUUCGUAAGAAGCAUUAAGGUCCUGGAGUGGCCUAGCCAGUCUCCAGAUCUCAACCCCAUAGAAAGUCUUUGGAGGGAGUUGAAAGUCCGUGUUGCCCAGCGACAGCCCCAAAACAUCACUGCUCUAGAGGAGAUCUGCAUGGAGGAAUGGGCCAAAAUACCAGCAACAGUGUGUGAAAACCUUGUGAAGACUUACAGAAAACGUUUGACCUGUGUCAUUGCAACAAAUGGUAUAUAACAAAGUAUUGAGAAACUUUUGUUAUUGACCAAAUACUUAUUUUCCACCAUAAUUUGCAAAUAAAUUCAUUAAAAAUCCUACAAUGUGAUUUUCUGGAUUUUUUUUCUCAUUUUGUCUGUCAUAGUUGACGUGUACCUAUGAUGAAAAUUACAGGCCUCUCUCAUCUUUUUAAGUGGGAGAACUUGCACAAUUGGUGGCUGAAUAAAUACUUUUUUCCCCCACUGUACAACGGCUUUCAGCCAAUCAGCAUUCAUUUUUUACAUUUUUUUUACAUUUUAGUCAUUUAGCAGACGCUCUUAUCCAGAGCGACUUACAGUUAGUGAGUCCAUACAUUAUAAUUUUUUAUACUGGCCCCCCGUGGGAAUCAAACCCACAACCCUGGCAUUGCAAACGCCAUGCUCUACCAACUGAGCUACAUCCCUGCCGGCCAUUCCCUCCCCUACCCUGGGCCAAUUGUGCGCCGCCCCAUGGGUCUCCCGGUCACGGCCGGCUACAACAGAGCCUGGAUUCGAACCAGGAUCUCUAGUGGCACAGCUAGCACUGUGAUGCAGUGCCUUAGACCACUGUGCCACUCGGGAGACAAGACAUUCAGAGCUCGAACCACCCAGUUUAUAAUUUAUUUUAUAGUACUGCUGAUAUUGAUUACUGCAUUGUUGGAAAAGCGCUUGCAAGAAAGGUAUUUCGGUGUACUUAUUUUGCGCACGUGACAAGAAAAACACACUUAAAUAUCUAAACAUCCUGUCUGAGGUUACAUGAUUAGAAUGACCAUUGGUAUGAUUAGCAUACUAAUGCAGGGUCCCUUUACUAGAAAUCAUGAAGCUAGACUAGUAACGUUACUGAAACACCAUUUCAGAUUCAAGCUGAACAAAGAAUGCAAACCGUAUCAGAUGAGCUGAAUAACAGGGAAAUGGUGGAUCACAAAUGGAUGACCUUUCAUGUCAAAAGUGAAACCAGUGAGUCACACCUGAUACCAUACAACAUCAUUAAUAAACAUCAGAAUAUGGAAUCAGUCACGUCUGAGCCCUGUGUGCCCGAUGUUUCUCGAAAUGCCCUUUAAUAUGAACAUGGACAGGGACAGCACCAGGUCACCUUUCACACACACCUGCUGUCUUCCCUGAGGCCUAACUAACUAAAGCCCACAGCCAGGAGGUAGGCAGGUCUUCCCUGAGGCCUAACUGACUAACUCCCACAGAAGGAGCCAGGAGGGAGGUAGGAACCUGUCAGUCGGGCCCAACCCAGGGUUGGCAUGAUGGAGUGAGUCCCAUCCCUGGUCCUGUCCCGUCCUUUUUAUCCACGCCAAACUUGGUGCAAAACCACGCACACGAGUAACCUAGCAACAUUCAAAUCCGCGCUGAUUGGUCAGAGUUCGGACGUACUCUGUGACGACGUAAAUGCGCGCGAGAGAGGAAGAGUUCGGAGUUUGCGCGUGCCUGCCAUGCCACGAACCGCCGGAGAUGCGCAGUUUUGCGGCCUCGUUUUGAAAUGAGCUAAAGGAAAGGCAAGCAACAAGUGACUGAAGAUAGCUAACAUUACAUGAUUGUCAGUAAUGGUGAACUAUUGGAGCUAGCUUUGCCCAUUCAGCUAGAGCUAACUAUGCAGCAUCUAUUUUAGUUGCCAACUAGCACAAAUGUCAUGUAGCGAAGUAUCUUAAUAGGCCUUUCGUAAACACUUAGAUAGCUUAGUGUGGUUAACACACUACUAGACAGCUUCAGCCCAAUCGGCGUUGUAAACUAGCGAUAACACUUGAUAUAAUUCACAGUUUACUUACCGCCAAAAACAAUGCAACUAUCCAUGAUGUCGAUGCUAUCCAUCUGGUCAAUCAGGCUGGCUGCAAUCACUCACUAAAAAGCUACAUUGUUUAAUGCAACUUCAUAUCCAAAUUAGGGGGAAAUGCAGGGUAUGGAUGGCAAUGUUUUGGUGGGGAUUCCGUCUGUAGCGUUCGUUCUUUUAAAACGCAGGAACAACCGAACUCUGACCAAUCAGCGCGGCUUUGAAUGUUGCUAGGUUUCUUGUCGGUGUGGUUUUGCACCAAGUUUGGCGUGGAUAAAAAGGACGCGGACUAUGUCACUGUCCUGACCCUAAUGCACCUACCAGUGACAUUUAUGGACACACCGGCCCAAAUAUACUCUUUCAUACGACAACACACACACAUUAAUAUUCAGUGUGUCCUCCCAAACAGUUAUACUAUCAGGUGAGGCGCAUAUUCAGUGAAGGGAAAGAACAUUGAGGUCAGAUCACAGAACACGGCUCUCUAUCAUGACAAAUGGAGAAAACGUUCUACUAAAAAAUAUAUAAAUCUCCAGCAUGGUCGUCCGUAAAAUAUGUCAUCACCACCAGUCAGGAUUGUAAUCAUUGUAUACGCUAGUAUUUUCAUGGGUGGGCUUUGUUGUUCCACCUACUAUGUUCUGAGUGUUGUUCCCUACUGAAUGUUCCUUGGUAAUACAGCAAUCUGUGACACAGGCUGCGUUUACACAGGCAGCCCAAUUCAGAUUUAUUUUCCCCCACAAAUUUUUGUUUUGACCAUUCAGAUCUACUCACAUCAGAUAUUUUUCAAAGCUGAUCUGACUGGUCAAAAUACCAAUUAGUAGAAAAAAUAUCACAAUUGGGCUACCUGUGUAAACGCAGUUCCAGGUAAUCCACCCAGCCAGACCCCUUCCAGUCAGAGCAGAGGUUCCAUCUGGCUGACCUUGUGUACUCGCACUGCCGCUGUGUGCGUUUGUCUAGUAGUAGUAGUAGUAAUGUGUCAUCACGCACUGGCCCUGUGUGUGUGCCUGUUUGGCAGGGUGGCCUGGGUGCUGGGUCGCAUUCAACGUGUUGCAACAUUACAGGACAUUCAGAUAGAAAUAUAUGAUGUAGAUCAGACCUGCUUCUGUCUAUCAUGUAGGAUAGGGAAUCAUGUCCGCUCUAUACAAUGCAUUUCUAUCUGCGAAGUUCAGAAUACAACCUGGGUCUUUAAUAUGUCCCCUGUGGGCUACUGGCCACUGUUUAUUUAGGCUAUACUGACAUCAUUAGGCAAAUAAGGGGCGUUGGCGUCUUAUCAGUUAGGAGUUAGGGCAAGUGUGGUUUAAGGAGCUUUUUAACCUGAGACCAAUACUGCAGGGGUCUAUGCUGACCAUUUUUACAAGGAGCACGUGUGCGCGUAAGUUGAAAAAUGUAGGUGCACGCAAAGAAAUUGAGGAGCACAAUGAAUCCUUAGAUUUCUUAAUUUUUCUAGGCACAUGGGUGCUCCUAAAUUUAAAUUCCAGGUCGCACAACAAAAUAUUUAGUCGCAUAUGCAAGUAAAAUGGUCUCACUGUAGAUCCCUGCAAUGGCUUUCCCAGGAAUAGGUGUAUUGUUGGUCAAGAGACAAGGAGACUGUAAAGUGCCUCUGUGAUAGCAUUUUUGUCUCGAUGGAUCCCUUUUUUGAGAAAGAUUGUGUACUGUAGCCUUCGUUGUCAAAUAUUAUUAUAUUACUCUCCAUUCACAACAUCUGCAUGAUUACUGUCAAUGUCUCGGUUGGUGCCCUUUCUCAAGACCACCCUUUCUCAAGACCAGAGAGUGAAAGGUCCCUGACUGAAAAGUUUUCAGUAAACCUUCUGAGUUAAUUCUGUGUGUGAGUAAUCUUUUAUGAACUGAAUAACUAUGGGGUUUAUAUUCAGACCGGAGAGACAGCAGUGUAGUGGUUCAUAUUGUGUACUGUAAACAUGUUGCUCACUCUUGAUCAACCGGUACUGUGCAUCAUUUGUAUUGUAGUGUACUGUUCAUGUCACUGAUGACUGAAAGACACAUUUUCUUCCCUUUUCUUCUGUGGACAGAUCCUGUUCUUCAGGUCCCAACGCAUGUGGCAGAGUAAGUAUCAUCAAGCAUGUGUGUGCGUGUGUGUCAGUUUGUGUGUGUAUCAGUUUGUGCAUGUGUGUAUCAGUUUGUGUGUCAGUUUGUGUGUGUGCGUGUGUGUCAGUUUGUGUGUGUAUCAGUUUGUGUGUGUGCGUGUGUGUCAGUUUGUGUGUGUGCGUGUGUCAGUUUGUGUGUGCGUGUGUGUCAGUUUGUGUGUGUAUCAGUUUGUGUACGUGUGUCAGUUUCCUGUUGCUCUCAAUACACUAUCUGCUGAGCAUGCAUACAGUGGGGAAAAAAAUUAUUUAUUCAGCCACCAAUUGUGCAAGUUCUCACACUUAAAAAGAUGAGAGAGGCCUGUAAUUUUCAUCAUAGGUACACGUCAACUAUGACAGACAAAAUAGAAAAAAAAUCCAGAAAAUCACAUUGUAGGAUUUUUAAUGAAUUUAUUUACAAAUUAUGGUGGAAAAUAAGUAUUUGGUCAAUAACAAAUGUUUCUCAAUACUUUGUUAUAUACCCUUUGUUGGCAAUGACACAGGUCAAACGUUUUCUGUAAGGUUUUCACACACUGUUGCUGGUAUUUUGGCCCAUUCCUCCAUGCAGAUCUCCUCUAGAGCAGUGAUGUUUUGGGGCUGUCGCUGGGCAACACAGACUUUCAACUCCCUCCAAAGAUUUUCUAUGGGGUUGAGAUCUGGAGACUGGCUAGGCCACUCCAGGACCUUGAAAUGCUUCUUACGAAGCCACUCCUUCGUUGCCCGGGCGGUGUGUUUGGGAUCAUUGUCAUGCUGAAAGACCCAGCCACGUUUCAUCUUCAAUGCCCUUGCUGAUGGAAGGAGGUUUUCACUCAAAAUCUCACGAUACAUGGCCCCAUUCAUUCUUUCCUUUACACGGAUCAGUCGUCCUGGUCCCUUUGCAGAAAAACAGCCCCAAAGCAUGAUGUUUCCACCCCCAUGCUUCACAGUAGGUAUGGUGUUCUUUGGAUGCAACUCAGCAUUCUUUGUCCUCCAAACACGACGAGUUGAGUUUUUACCAAAAAGUUCUAUUUUGGUUUCAUCUGACCAUAUGACAUUCUCCCAAUCCUCUUCUGGAUCAUCCAAAUGCACUCUAGCAAACUUCAGAUGGGCCUGGACAUGUACUGGCUUAAGCAGGGGGACAAGUCUGGCACUGCAGGAUUUGAGUCCCUGGCGGCGUAGUGUGUUACUGAUGGUAGGCUUUGUUACUUUGGUCCCAGCUCUCUGCAGGUCAUUCACAUGUGGUUCUGGGAUUUUUGCUCACCGUUCUUGUGAUAAUUUUGACCCCACGGGGUGAGAUCUUGCGUGCAGCCCCAGAUCGAGGGAGAUUAUCAGUGGUCUUGUAUGUCUUCCAUUUCCUAAUAAUUGCUCCCACAGUUGAUUUCUUCAAACCAAGCUGCUUACCUAUUGCAGAUUCAGUCUUCCCAGCCUGGUGCAGGUCUACAAUUUUGUUUCUGGUGUCCUUUGACAGCUCUUUGGUCUUGGCCAUAGUGGAGUUUGGAGUGUGACUGUUUGAGGUUGUGGACAGGUGUCUUUUAUACUGAUAACAAGUUCAAACAGGUGCCAUUAAUACAGGUAACGAGUGGAGGACAGUGGAGCCUCUUAAAGAAGAAGUUACAGGUCUGUGAGAGCCAGAAAUCUUGCUUGUUUGUAGGUGACCAAAUACUUAUUUUCCACCAUCAUUUGCAAAUAAAUUCAUAAAAAAUCCUACAAUGUGAUUUUCUGGAAAAAAAAUGCUCAAUUUGUCUGUCAUAGUUGACGUGUACAUAUGAUGAAAAUUACAGGCCUCUCUCAUCUUUUUAAGUGGGAGAACUUGCACAAUUGGUGGCUGACUAAAUACUUUUUUCCCCCACUGUAGCUGUGUUUGUCCUGUUCUACUUGAGCAAUAAGACUGUACUCUAUUCAAAAUACAACAGGGUUCAUUGAUGACUGAUCUGACAAUGUGUAAGCCCUAUCCAACAAUAAAAUCCAACUUUAUUUAGGCCUAUAGCGUACAGGUGUCACAACACACUUCACCUUGAAUUAUGUAUGAUCUGUCGGAGUGUUAACAUUCUCUCCCUCAUCUCUCUCUCUUUAUCUCCCCCAUCCCCCUCUCUCGCCGUAGACCAGCUUUUCUGCCUGACCCUAACGAUGGCAGCCUGUACUCUCUAGGAGGGAAGAACAACGAGGGACUGACGGUAAGAGAGAGGAACCACUGAACCCCCUUAUUAGACUAGCAGGGUCACCCCUCACUAGAGAGGAACCACUGAACCCCCUUAUUAGACUAGCAGGGCACCCAUCACUUAGAGAGGAACCCCAUGAACCCCCUUAGUAGCCAGCAGGGUCACCCCUCAGAGGAGCGAACCACUGACCCCGCUAUAGACUAGCAGGGUCACCCAUCACUAGAGAGGGAGGAACCACUGAACCCCCUUAUUAGACUAGCAGGGUCACCCAUCACUAGAGAGGAACCACUGAACCCCUUUAUUAGACUAGCAGGGUCACCCAUCACUAGAGAGGAACCACUGAACCCUUUAUUAGACUAGCAGGGUCACCCAUCACUAGAGAGGAACUGACAGUUUCCUUUUUCUCUAGAAGGCCACUGCAUAUCUGCCCACCACAGGUGAUAAGCAAGUCACGCAAAACAUGUAGUGCACAUCGGUGUGUGUGUGUGUGUGUUUGUGCGCGCAUCAUGUUUCUGUUUUUGGCGUAGUAGCAGAGUCUGUGUGAGAUUGUGAGUGUGGGCAUGGUGUAUGUGGUUUAUUAUGAAAUAGCAUUGCUCAACAUUGACCCCUUGAUAUUGAUACAUUCACAGUAAACAUGCUUAUGAGUGGGCCAACUAACGUUUCCCUGUUUUCCACAGAAACUGCCUUUCACCAUACCUGAGCUGGUCCAGGCGUCGCCCUGCCGCAGCUCUGACGGGAUCCUCUACAUGGGUAAGUCUUCCAGCUCUCAGACCUAGAGUAUAUGACACACACUGACAUAACAUGUAGACAUUUAGAACAGACCAGGAACAGGUUGGACUACGUUGUCAUGGAUACCUGCUCUACCAAGCGUGGCAACCGUUCAAGUCCCGAUCAGGCUGACCUCUAAUGAAUGAAUCUAAUCUUGUUAGAACUACAAGACGUUACACUACAUUAGCAUUCAUUUCACCUCACGGUCAUCAUAACCCCUGCUCCUUUGAAUAUACUGCGGUCCGAAGGCGUUAACGUAAUCUAACCUAUCUGCCGUGCCAUUGUUCAGCGGAGAAAAUGGAUGUCACAUUUCUAGUCAGUCCUGUAGAAGUGUUCACACCCAUUCACUGAAGCCACUGCGAGCACAAAGGGAGAAUGUUCUGUGUUAAUUGUCAAACCUGUUGGCCAAUGGCAAUUUUCACCUCACACUGUGCUAGACAAACAACUGUAAUCUUCAGUCUAAAGUCGCCCUGCAGAGUCAGUUUGAGGAACAGCUCAGCCAACAACAUCCUACUCACGGGGUGGGGCCACCAGCACUGCAGAUAGGCCACUGUUUCGUAAUCCAUCAGGCGUAGUUAUUAUAGUCCUGCCAGAAUAACUAUUAGUGUCACUCCCUUCAACAACGCAAUAGGGAGACAGUGCACUACUAGGGCAUGGGGGUGUUUUUAAUAACAUACUAUAGGUAGGUAAACACCCAAUACCAUCUGGGAGAAUGUUUACAUUUACAUUUACAUUUUAGUCAUUUAGCAGACGCUCUUAUCCAGAGCGACUUACAGGAGCAAUUAGGGUUAAGUGCCUUGCUCAAGGGCACAUUUACGUCAUUUAGCAGACGCUCUUAUCCAGAGCGACUACAAAUUGGUGCAUUCACCCUAUAGCCAGUGGGAUAACCACUUUACAAUUAUACUUUUUUUUGGGGGGGGGUUUCAAAUGUCUCCGGAAGGUGGUGAGUGACUCCGCUGUCCUGGCGUCGUGAGGGAGCUUGUUCCACCAUUGGGGUGCCAGAGCAGCGAACAGUUUUGACUGGGCUGAGCGGGAACUAUGCUUCCGCAGAGGAAGGGGAGCCAGCAGGCCAGAGGUGGAUGAACGCAAUGCCCUCGCCUGGGUGUAGGGACUGAUCAGAGCCUGAAGGUACGGAGGUGCCGUUCCCCUCACUGCUCCAUAGGCAAGCACCAUGGUCUUGUAACGGAUGCGAGCUUCAACUGGAAGCCAGUGGAGUGUGCGGAGGAGGGGGGUGACGUGAGAGAACUUGGGAAGGUUGAACACCAGACGGGCUGCGGCAUUCUGGAUGAGUUGUAGGGGUUUAAUGGCACAGGCAGGGAGCCCAGCCAACAGCGAGUUGCAGUAAUCCAGACGGGAGAUGACAAGUGCCUGGAUUAGGACCUGUGCCGCUUCCUGUGUAAGGCAGGGUCGUACUCUCCGAAUGUUGUAGAGCAUGAACCUGCAGGAUCGGGUCACCGCCUUGAUGUUGGCGGAGAACGACAGGGUGUUGUCCAGGGUCACGCCAAGGCUCUUCGCACUCUGGGAGGAGGACACAACGGAGUUGUCAACCGUGAUGGCGAGAUCAUGGAACGGGCAGUCCUUCCCCGGGAGGAAGAGCAGCUCCGUCUUGCCAGGGUUCAGCUUGAGGUGGUGAUCCGUCAUCCAUACUGAUAUGUCGGCCAGACAUGCAGAGAUGCGAUUCGCCACCUGGUUAUCAGAAGGGGGAAAGGAGAAGAUUAGUUGUGUAUCGUCAGCGUAGCAAUGAUAGGAGAGGCCAUGUGAGGAUAUGACAGAGCCAAGUGACUUGGUGUAUAGGGAGAAAAGGAGAGGGCCUAGAACUGAGCCCUGGGGGACACCAGUGGUGAGAGCACGUGGUGCGGAGACAGCUUCUCGCCACGCCACUUGGUAGGAGCGACCAGUCAGGUAGGACGCAAUCCAGGAGUGAGCCGCGCCGGAGAUGCCCAGCUCGGAGAGGGUGGAGAGGAGGAUCUGAUGGUUCACAGUAUCAAAGGCAGCAGACAGGUCUAGAAGGACAAGAGCAGAGGAGAGAGAGUUAGCUUUAGCAGUGCGGAGAGCCUCCGUGACACAGAGAAGAGCAGUCUCAGUUGAAUGACCAGUCCUGAAACCUGACUGGUUUGGAUCAAGAAGGUCAUUCUGAGAGAGAUAGCAAGAGAGUUGGCUAAAGACGGCACGCUCAAUAGUUUUGGAAAGAAAAGAAAGAAGGGAUACUGGUCUGUAGUUGUUGACAUCAGUGGGAUCGAGUGUUGGUUUUUUGAGAAGGGGUGCAACUCUCGCUCUCUUGAAGACGGAAGGGACAUGGCCAGCGGUCAAGGAUGAGUUGAUCAGCGAGGUGAGGUAGGGGAGAAGGUCACCGGAGAUGGUCUGGAGAAGAGAGGAGGGGAUGGGGUCAAGCGGGCAGGUUGUUGGGCGGCCUGCAGUCACUAGUCGCAAGAUUUUAUCUGGAGAGAGAGGGGAGAAAGAAGUCAAAGCAUAGGGUAGGGCAGUGUGAGCAGGACCAGCAGUGUCAUUAGACUUAACAAACGAGGAUCGGAUGUCGUCAACCUUCUUUUCAAAGUGGUUGACAAAGUCAUCCACAGAGAGGGAGGAGGGGGGGGGGGGGGGGGAGGGGGGGAGGAUUCAGCAGUGAGGAGAAUGUGGCAAAGAGCUUCCUAGGGUUAGAGGCAGAUGCUUGGAAUUUAGAGUGGUAGAAAGUGGCCUUAGCAGCAGAAACAGAUGAAGAAAAUGUAGAGAGGAGGGAGUGAAAAGAUGCCAGGUCGGCAGGGAGUUUAGUUUUCUUCCAUUUCCGCUCAGCUGCCCGGAGCUCUGUUCUGUGAGCUCGCAAUGAGUCAUCAAGCCACAGAGCUGGAGGGGAGGACCGAGCCGGCCGGGAGGAUAGGGGACACAGGGAGUCAAAGGAUGCAGAAAGGGAGGAGAGGAGGGUUGAGGAGGCAGAAUCAGGAGAUUGGAGGGAGAAGGAUUGAGCAGAGGGAAGAGAUGAUAGGAUGGAAGAGGAGAGAGUAGUGGGAGAGAGAGAGCGAAGGUUGCGGCGGCGCGUUACCAUCUGUGUAGGGGCAGAGUGAGUAGUGUUGGAGGAGAGCGAGAGAGAAAAGGAUACAAAGUAGUGGUCGGAGACAUGGAGGGGAGUUGCAGUGAGAUUAGUAGAAGAGCAACAUCUAGUAAAGAUGAAGUCAAGCGUAUUGCCUGCCUUGUGAGUGGGGGGGGGAUGGUGAGAGGGUGAGGUCAAAAGAGGAGAGGAGUGGAAAGAAGGAGGCAGAGAGAAAUUAGUCAAAUGUAGACGUGGGGAGGUUGAAAUCCCCCAAAACUGUGAAGGGUGAGCCAUCCUCAGGAAAGGAACUUAUCAAGGCGUCAAGCUCAUUGAUGAACUCUCCAAGGGAACCUGGAGGGCGAUAGAUGACAAGGAUAUUAAGCUUAAAUGGGCUAGUGACUGUGACAGCGUGGAAUUCAAAUGAGGAGAUAGACAGAUGGGUUAGGGGAAAAAUUGAGAAUGACCACUUGGGAGAGAUGAGGAUUCCUGUGCCACCACCCCUCUGACCAGAUGCUCUCGGGGUAUGCGAGAACACAUGGUCAGACGAGGAGAGAGCAGUAGGAGUAGCAGUGUUUUCAGUGGUAAUCCAUGUUUCCGUCAGUGCCAGGAAGUCGAGGGACUGGAGGGUAGCAUAGGCUGGGAUGAAGUCAGCCUUGUUGGCGGCAGAACGGCAGUUCCAGAGGCUGCCUGAGACCUGGAACUCCAGGUGUGUGGUGCAUGCAGGGACCACCAGGUUAGAGAGGCAGCAGCCACGCGGUGUGAGGCGUUUGUGUAGCCUGUGCGGAGAGGAGAGAACAGGGAUAGGCAGAGGCAUAGUUGACAGGCUGCAGCAGAUGGCUACAAUAAUGCAGAGGAGAUCGGGAUGAAAUGAACUAAACAUCAGGGAAAGGAGAGAGCAGGCCUCCCUCACCAAAAAAAAAAAAAAUAUAUAUAUAUAUAUAUAUAUAUAUAACUCUCCCAACUCCCACCUCAGAAACUAUAAUUGUUUCACUGAACCACCCGAGUAAAACUCUCCCAACUUCCACUUUAGAAAUGAGAAUUGUUGUAAACUACAGCAGACUGUUAUCAGUAGCUGUAAUUAAGUACAGCAGCUACCAACCACCUAACGUUAAUGCCUCAGAUGAGGUUAGAAAAACAGCUGAAUGGUAGCAGCUAGCUGGCUCAAUCACAGGUACUCUUAAGCAUGAAAUAACAUUGGAAACAAUUAACCACAGUUGCAAAAAGUUACCAGUAGCUACCCGCUAGCUAGCUAGCUUUGUUGGUCCAAGUAAUGGGUAGGCUAGCCUCGUGCUUCGCCGGAGUCCGCCGAAUACAGUCCUUACCUACAAUAAUUACCUACAAUAACCUUCAAUAACUACCUGAGUAAGCUACCUAUAAUACCAAACUACAAUACCUACCUACAAUCUAAAUACAUGGUUUAAGCUUAACUCAACACCAUAUAAGAAGCCAAGCUUACCUUUCAUAACGCAGCAAUGAUUAAACGUUGGGUAGCUAGCACAAAUAUAUUGUAUUUAGCUACCACAGUACAGCCAGCUGGUAGUGUUGGCUGGCUAGCAAUGGCUACUGUGUUGACUUUGUUUGAAAAACGGCGUCGCUGCGAACGAAUGUAGCUGGCUAAAAGGAUAUUGUUUUUAGUUGCAACCGUUGCUAAUAGCAACUCGCCAGCUAAUCCAGGAGGUGAGUUAGCUAGCUAGCUUCGUGCUACAUCCGGCACCGCCGAAUACAAAAGUAACCUACAAUAACUACACAACAGCUGCCCACGAUGCCUACCUAUACUACUUAAUAAUAUACAGCCCACGAUGCCUACCUAUAGUACCUAACUACAAUCUAAAUACAUCGCUUAAGCCUUACUCGACAAAGCCCAAGCUAUGUAUAAAGCCAAACUGGCAGACUGCAAUCAGUAGCCGAAAUUAAGUACAGCAGCUACCAACCACCUAAAGUUGAUGAUAAUGAGGUUAGAAAAACAGCUGAAGGUGGCAGCUAGCUGGCUCAAUCACAGGUACUCUUAAGCGUGAAAUAACAUUGGAAACAGCUAACCACAGUUGCUAAAAGUUACCGGUAGCUACCCGCUAGCUAGCUAGCUUUGUUGGUCCAAGUAGUGGGUAGGCUAGCCUCGUGCUUCGCCGGGGUCCGCCGAAUACAGUCCUUACCUACAAUAAUUACCUACAAUAACCUACAAUAACUACCAGAGUAAACUACCUAUAAAACCUAACUACAAUGCCUACCUACAAUCUAAAUACAUGGUUUAAGCUUUACUCAGCACCAUAUAAGAAGCCAAGCUUACCUCUCCUGCUAGAGAAAACACAACCUCUCCCGAAUGCUGGGUACACAACCAGAAUGCUGGGUGCAUGUCUAGUCCACUUGUGUUUUUACUUAACUGUCCCACCCAUUCACUCAAAGUAUAAUAAGGAUAAUAAACAACUCUGAUUGAAUGCGGUUCAACUGCAUGUUUGGCUCUGCUUUCAGACCAGAGACCAGUAGGUUUUUCCAAUGUUAUUAGGCUGACUGCUCUGUGUUUCCUAGGGCUGGGCGAUGUGGCCUAAAAAGAGCCAUGCAUAAUGCACAUUUAUUAAUAAUAAGUAACUUCUUGUAGCAGGCAUUAUAGAAAAUGAACACCGGUCUCAUACAAAAUCUCUGAAGCCCAAGCCCACGUGCUAGUGAGUAGCCAACUUGGAUCUAUUUGCUAGUUAACAAGGUAGAACAGUUGAAUUGUUAUGAAUACACCCUUCUGUCCAUCCCAUAACAGUUUGAACAGCAUGUUAACCUGUCCAAUUUGUUCAGAUGUUGAAAUAAAAUGGCCUACCAAAUUUCUCAGAAUGAGAAUGAGUUGCCAAUUCCGGAUAUAUUUGUGUUUUAUGCUUAUUGCAUAUUUAUAAAAACAUAGACUAGACCUUGUAUAAUAGUCUUUGGCUAAAAUGCUCCUAGCGGUACGCAAUGCUGCGCGCGACAGAAACGGAGCAUGAAUUUUCCAGAAUCAAUGUUCGUUGAUACUCCUGUUUUAGUAGUGUCUGCUCUGUGUGCAAUUUGGGGAGGUGAGACAUAAAAAGGGUGUUGUUAGAAAGGUUAACUCAUCUAUCACAUCAUUUUACUGUAUCAAUGUCUUUCGGUGUCCAUAUGAUCGAAUUCUGUUGGACCAGACCUCAAAAUACAAAUAGCGAGUUGAAAACGCUUGUCUUAGAGGAAGAAGUGAUCUCUCAUCUUUGUAGUUGUGAGUGGAAGGGGGAGGGGCUUGGUGUGUGUGUCAGUGGGAAGGUGCACGGUCACAGCAGGAGAGAAGGAGACCAGACCAAAAAGACAACAUGAGAAGCGGACAUCAACGCCCAUCAAAACACCCAGCCCUAUUGUGUCCAUGUGUUUGUGUCCUCAUGAUGUCCUUAUGUCUGUUUUUUAUCACUUGUGUGGUGCGUGUGUAGGUAAGAAGCAGGACCUGUGGUACGUGGUGGACCUGUUGACAGGGGAGAAGCAGCAGACCCUCACGUCCUCCUUUGCUGAGAUGCUGUGUCCCUCCUCCUCCCUGCUCUACCUGGGACGCACCGGUAGGCCCCUGUAGCUCACACCACACCCACCCACCCACCUGGCUGGCUGGCUGGCUGGCUGGCUGGGGUCUAAACAUCUCCAUGCCAUAUUAUUCACUUCUCUCCCUUUAGCCACUGUGUAAUACCUAUGAGGUUCAGUUAGGCCCAGGCUCAUAGAGAUGUGUUCUGUCUAUUCGUUCCCAUGGGCCCUCUUUCCCCACUCCUCCUCCCCCGUCCCGACACCUGGGGGUGUGUGAGAUGGUAAUCUGACACGUGAGGGGGGACCCUGCCCUCAGUGUGAGAGACCUCCCUGCUAAUGGCACUUAUGUAAAAGUCAGGCGUCGAUGCAAAGCCUCUCUUCUCUCUCCCUCUGACAUGUUAACCAGGAUCCUGUUGUACUGGGUUUCAUUUUCCACAUCCUCAUUCACAUCCCCUUUACAGAUCUCGGAUCAGCUCCCCCAAUCCUAACCUUAACAAUGAAAUGUGAAUCUGACCCAAGAUCAGCGAUUGGGGGCAACUUUACUGCCUCGGAAGAGCUACGCUACUUCCAUUCCCAUGCCCGUUUGUACUCCCACUUAUUACUGUGGUGAUCUGUCAUACCCUGUGUCCUAUGGCAUCCGCUUUAUUUUUAUGUGUCACUUUAGAUGACUUGUCUGUGGCUUGUUGUAGAUAUUUAUGGCAGUUGUAAGGGUCAGGCUGCCAGGGCAGCAGUCCAAGAAGUAGCCUGUAAAUGCUUUGAGGCAUGGAGACUCUGUCGGGGGAACAUGAAUUUGGACUUCUGUCAUGUUAUCCUGUGUUUUUCUAAGUUGGCCAGUGUUGUCACCAUAGCUAGCAUGGCUGUAUAGUUGUAAUAAGCGGUCUCACCAUUUCUUCCCAAAGCCCAACAUCACCGUGGGUUGAGUCCUGUGGAGUUUAGGUUCACUACUCUGGCAUAUCCUACAUGUUAUAGGCUACAGUAUAUCACGUUGUCCCUUUGUCUUCCCCAGAGUACACCAUCACCAUGUACGACACCAAGAGUAGAGAGCUCCGCUGGAAUGCCACCUACUUCGACUACGCCUCCACGCUGCCUGACGAUGACACCAAAUACAGUAAGACAUGCUUUUAUACUACUUCUCUAUAGCGACAGUGAAUGCAGGCAGUGUGUGUGAGAGAGACUGCGUUGUUUGAGAUAUGCUGUCUGGUAGGGCUGUGAUGAUACCAGUAUCACAAUAUAUUUUCUAUGGCAAAAAUGAAAACACAAAGCAGAUCAGACUCUUUGGUCCUUUUAAAAACCUGCUGUAUGUACAAUAUUGUGUGCUAUAAUAGCUUGGAAAAUAAAUUAAUGUGACUCUGGAUGACAACAUAAUGAUGGUGGUUUCCAACAAUCGGGCUGUUUUCCUAAAUACGUUUUCUUGCCAUGAUACUAAUGACAAUUGUGGUACUGAUAUCGUCCCGGCCCUGUUCUCUGGUUGAAGGCAUUCCUCAUACUACAUAGAUCCAGGGAGAUGAAUUUAUACUGUCAUUAUCCUCAACAUAUUACUAUAGAACAUCAUCCAAUAUUAAGGAAACCAAUAUUAAAUAUGAUUCUCCUCACGUCUCUCUCUCUCUCCUCACAUCUCCAUCUCUCUUUCCCCUCUCUCCCUCUUUCUAUAUAUGUGUAUAUAUUAUCCACCUCACGUCAUCUUUCACAUAGUUGUACUGAUGCAAUACGUACACCCAGUUUACAUAACCCCCCCCCCCCCCUCCUCCUCUCCCCCUCUCCUUAUAGAGAUGGCCCACUUUGUCUCCAACGGUGACGGGCUGGUGGUGACAGUGGACAGUGAGUCGGGUGACGUCCAGUGGAUCCAGAAUUACAACUCCCCCGUGGUGGCCAUGUACAUCUGGCAGCGCGAGGGCCUGCGCAAGGUGCCGCUCACCAACGUCGCUGUGGAAACGUUGCGCUACCUCACCUUCAUGUCAGGCGAGGUGGGCCGCAUCACGCAGUGGAAGUAUCCCUUCCCCAAGGAGAAGAAGCCCAAGAACAAGCUCAUGUAAGUAGACCGUGUGAACGACAGUGGCUCCCCUUUAGUUACUCAGCUAUGGAGGCUGCAAAAUCCUGACUUAAGAUAUUACUUUGUAUGUGGCUUAUGCUUUCAUAGAAAAACACAGACAAUGGGAUGAAACUUUUUCAUUGUCACUUUUUGACAGGGAAGAGUCUCUAUUUUAGCCCCAGACCAAGGGUGAUUGACCGUCAUCUUGAACUUCUUCCAUUUUCUAAUAAUUGUGCCAACAGUUGUUGCCUUCUCACCAAGCUGCUUGCCUAUUGUCCUGUAGCCCAUCCCAGCCUUUUGCAGGUCUACAAUUAUAUCCCUGAUGUCCUUACACAGCUCUCUGGUCUUGGCCAUUAAUAUAAUAAUAAUAUGCCAUUUAGCAGACGCUUUUAUCCAAAGCGACUUACAGUCAUGCGUGCAUACAUUUUUGUGUAUGGGUGGUCCCGGGGAUCGAACCCACUACCUUGGCGUUACAAGCACCGUGCUCUACCAGCUGAGCUACAGAGGACCAUUGUGGAGAGGUUGGAGUCUGUUUGAUUGAGUGUGUGGACAGGUGUCUUUUAUACAGGUAACGAGUUCAAACAGGUGCAGUUAAUACAGGUAAUGAGUGGAGAACAGGAGGGCUUCUUAAAGGAAAACUAACAGGUCUGUGAGAGCUGGAAUUCUUACUGGUUGGUAGGUGAUCAAAUACUUAUGUCAUGCAAUAAAAUGCAAAUUAAUUACUUAAAAAUGAUACAAUGUGAUUUUCUGGAUUUUUGUUUUAGAUUCCGUCUCUCACAGUUGAAGUGUACCUAUGAUAAAAAUUACAGACCUCUACAUGCUUUGUAAGUAGGAAAACCUGCAAAAUCGCCAGUGUAUCAAAUACUUGUUCUCCCCACUGUGUGUGUGUGUGUAUGCACAUUCAAUGCCCAUGGCUAUGGGAAGAUUUGCAUGAAAGUUCAAACUAAAACAGUAGUCAGCUCUACACUUUAAAAUACCCAUCCCCUGGGGUAUUUACUCUAGAAAAACAAUGACAUGAGGAUAAAAUAGAGAAUCUUCCCUGUCAAAAAGUGACAAUGAAAAAGUUUCAUCCCAUUAUUUAUGUGUAUAUUUGUAUGACAUUUGCAUAUCUGGCUGAGGAUUCCGUCCUGAUUGGUUAGGAACAGAAACCCCGCCCUUUUCUAUACAAUGUUGAUUGGUUUCUAUCAGCUCCAGUCUAUGCUCAGCAAGACUCCAAGCAGAGCCUCUCCCCUUGAGCAUUUGCCACAGCAUUUCAGCCAAGACCAUUCUCCUUUGACUCCUAUUGAAGUAGUUUGUCACGCUUAUUUAGCCACUUCCAUUCUCUUUGAUGAUUAAUUAAAUAAUUUACUCUGAAUCUGUUUGAUUGUUUUCCUUCAAGGCAUUUCUUUUGUAAACGGCCCCUUUGAAAAUGCUUCUGCUAAACUCUUGAAGUCUGACAAGUAAUGUAAGAUGGGUUGAGUAAGUUGAUGUUGAUGUUGCAAGCAGCACAUGUUAUGGUAUUUGAUCUCCCCAUCCUGAGAACAGGGGUUGGCCCCAACUCUACCAGUCGUGUUAGAGCUUUGAUAUGCAUUCCAGGGCUCUGAAUCAUUGAUGGGGUAUUGAAGAUCCGUUUUAUAUCUAGGUUUGAUGAUUGCACGAGCCAGUGGUGGUGUAGUCAGGACUUGCAGAGAUUUAUCCCUUUAUGAACAAAUGAUGCACAUCCAACCAACACAGAUGGCCUCUUUCAGUCGUGGUUUCACAAUACAGUUCUGUACUUCUAUUUAAACCAGCUUUCAGAAGAAACGAGAAAUAACAGUUUCAGUGGGUGAUCUUGUAGUGUGUGUGUGAAAUUGUCUGUUUGUAACCAAGAGUGUAGUUUUCUGACUCAAAUCAAAGCUGUCUACAGUAUAAUAUAGAAUCUCCCUAUUAUAAAAGUCCUGGUUAAGGUAGACGAUUAGGCUUCUCUUAACCCGACUAUGUUUAAGGCUAAGAUUAAGACUAUCCUGUUCUGUUGUCUUCACAGGGCCACACUCUACGUAGGAAAGCACUCCACCAGCCUGUACGCAUCGCCCUCCCUGGUGCAUGAUGGGGUCACGGUCGUGGUGAGUGACACUAGGCACUUCUGUGUUAGAACAAAACGUGACAUUCCAUCUAGAAUCUAGAACAUCACCAAACAACUGGAAGCUUCUGGGAGGUGAUCACAGCCCAAAAUCAAAGAUGUGUGUUAAGAGUCCCAGGGACCCUGCACUAGUGUUGGUUUGGGUGUUUACCUGGCCACAACCCAGGUCACAAUGCCCCUCUCAGGCCUGGCUCACUGCAGCACAGAGGAACAUGGGAUAGUAUCAGCAAGACCCCUUAUAAAUGGACCUAGGAAUUUUGUAUCUAUUUACAAUAAAAUGUUGAGAUUAAUUUGAUCUUGACAUCCCACUUAUUUCAGUUUCCUUCUAAGUAGUAAAGGAGGUAGUCAUGUCUGUCAACAUUUAACAACAUUAAACUAUAUUAGCAUUGUCAAUCACAAGGUGACUUCCCUGGUUAAAUAAAGGAUCCAUAAUAAUCUAGUGGUUUGUGUGUCUCCUGUAGCCCCGCGGCAGCACCUUCCCCAUGCUGGAGGGCCCUAACAGCCAGGAGGUGACCGUGGAGGAGGAGUGUGUGAUCACUCACAGGACCAGCGUCAAAUUAAACGCUGCCCUGAGGGAACGCAACCGCAUCAACUUCAUGAGGAACCACCUGCUCCUCAUAGGUAGAAAACACUCCUCUCAUGCAUUGCCCAGUGUCUAGCGCCCUCCGGUGUCUAGCGCCCUCCGGUGUCUACAUUGUGUAAUUAUAGAGCCCUCUGCUAGAUGCUCAAAGUCAGUUGUCAAAUGUGGAACACAAACACUGUCCAUACACUUCAAUGCAGUUGUGGCAGGAGAAUAAGGAUGGAAGGUGGUUUUGAGAGUGAUGUCAGUAUGAUGAUGAUUAAAGGAUUCAGAAUAUGUUAUUGAUGUUAUAUAGAUACAUAGAUGUUAUAUAGAUGUUAUUACACACAAUGUGGAAUAUCAUCAUAGUGAUGAUGGUUGGAUACGUUUCUCUCCCAGGUCAUCAUGAGAUGCCUCCUGAUGCCCAUAACAAGAUCCUGGAGAAGUUCCCUGACAGUAUCCCACGCCAGCAGGGCAAUGUCAUCCCCCCCACCACAGAGAAGACCAUAGAGGAGGUGUGUGUCAGUCCUUCAGCAUGCCAACUAACCUCUCCUCUUUGAUUUGAUUUUGUUGGGGUACAAAAAAUAUAUUCUCCCUCUUCCUCCCCUAGAAGGUGAAUGAGAGUGACAUGGGAGACGGCCCCACUGUGGGCCCCAGCCCCCCGGUGGUCACCUCCAUCCAGGAGCAGCCGGGGCUGACCACACCGGUGAGAGUAGAGGCUCCUGUGGACUCCAUGCUUAAAGACAUGGCAACCAUCAUCUUCAGCACCUUCCUCCUGGCCGGCUGGGUAGCCUUCAUCAUCAUCUACCCCAAGGUGAGGGAGCGCUGACACCUAGUGGUGAUCUGGUGUAUGGUUGUGGCUGUUACUACCUGGCUGGACAGACUUGUCAGUCAACAAGCUGAAAAUGAGAGUGAGGAAAAUGUAGUCCACAGUUUAGUUCCAGUAUGAUGGUAGGCUCUGUGUUCAAUGUAGGAAGUAAGGCCACAGUUUAGUUCCAGUAUGAUGGUAGGCUCUGUGUUCAAUGUAGGAAGGAAGGCCACAGUUUAGUUCCAGUAUGAUGGUAGGCUCUGUGUUCAAUGUAGGAAGUAAGGCCACAGUUUAGUUCCAGUAUGAUGGUAGGCUCUGUGUUCAAUGUAGGAAGUAAGGCCACAGUUUAGUUCCAGUAUGAUGGUAGGCUCUGUGUUAAAUGUAGGAAGUAAGGCCACAGUUUAGUUGAAAUGUUGAGUUAUAGAUAUAACACAUACCUGAUAUGACAUGAACACUCUAUAACUCACUUAUACAUGUACCCUGUUUUCUGGUUUAUAUUAACACAAACACACACACACUCAUACCCUCUCCUCUCCAUCUCUCCUCUCCCAGAGUGUUCACAAGCAGCAGCAGCUGCAGCAUGAACAGUUCCAGAGGCAGUUGGAUGAGAGGCUGGAUCUCCUGAGGAGACAGCCGUUCCCUCCCCCAGGGACCGACCUUCCCCUGCUGGCCCCGGACGCUGACUCAGACCACAGCAGCCCCAACGGCACCCCCAACAUCACCCCCCGCGCAUCCAACCACUCCAACCUGUCUGUGUCCGAGCUGGGCAGCUCCGCCAAUGAGCAUGAGGACGGAGGUAUGGAGGACACAAGUGGAUACACACACAUUGAUAAAGGCACACGCAUUGAUUCACACAUACACUGACACUCACACUUACAUCAGGUCUAGCAACGCUCUAUUCAUCUUGAUGCCUGGGUAUUGUUUUGAAAAUUCGAGUAAGAUACUCUUCUGAUUCCAAUAUCUGAUGUGUUUUUUAUGGUUAAUCAGAUGAGGACUCUGACAUGGUCAGAGUUGGAAAGAUAACGUUCCUGGCCCAAAAAUGUUUUGGGCCACGGUGCAGAGGGAACCAUCGUGUAUAAGUAAGUCUCAACCCAAUCUAAUGUUUCUACAUUUGUAACAAAAUGAAGUGUCUUUUUUAGGUCUGCUCAGUCAGUCGUUCAAUCACCUCUACUGGUCAUAAAGACUCUCUAGAGACUCUUUGGCCGCAUCCCCAUUUAUUUCUGUGUAAGUGCACACUUCAGCAGAGGGCUAGAGAACUGGGACCCUUUAAAAAAAGUUAUGUUUUACAAACAUACAGACAAUAAGUCAACCUUUCUUUGUAAAGUGUCUGUUUAGGAGUGUUCUACUAACCUUCCCCUGCUCUGUCCCCCAGGGGUCAGUUUGACAACCGUGCCGUGGCGGUCAAGAGGAUCCUCCCAGAAUGCUUCAGCUUUGCUGACCGUGAGGUGGAUCUGCUACGCGAGUCAGACGAGCACCCCAACGUCAUCCGCUACUUCUGCACCGAGAGGGACCGGCAGUUCCAGUACAUCGCCAUAGAGCUGUGUGCCGCCUCACUGCAAGAGGUACUGCAGCCUCACUGACCACCAAACACAGGGGUCUGCAACACCCGGCCCAUGAGCCAAAUGCGGCCCACAAGCCAAAUGUAUCUUGCCCUCCAAAGUUGUCUUAUGUCCUACAACAGCCUCUCUCUUCCUGACCUAUCAGCUUACGCUCUCUAUUAAUUAAUUAAUUCAUUCAUUCAUCCUCUUAAACUUUUUUUGUUACUUUUACUCACUCACUGGUUGCGGACUCUGUGUUUCCCUUUUCAGUAUGUGGAGAGACAGGAUUUUGACCGCCAUGGACUGGAGCCUGUGAUGUUGCUGCAGCAGACCAUGUCAGGACUGGCACACCUGCACUCCCUUAAUAUAGGUAAUAAUCACAAGAUGUGCACCUCCACUAGGUUUUAAUAUAGGUUUUCAUGAAGAAAACAAAGGUUAACCUCCCAUUUUUCAAUAUCAGUUACAGUCAAACCCAUACAGUCAUAUUUUCAAUAAGAAUCACAAGACUACUGCACCUGGACUAGGUACAGUAAACAUCUAAGAUCCUUAGGUUACAGAUUCUUCUUCCAGCCUGAUCUGAUCUUCUCCACUCUUCCCGUCCCCAGUGCACAGAGACCUGAAGCCCCACAACAUCCUGGUGUCCAUGCCCAACGCCCACAGCCGGGUGCGGGCCAUGAUAUCCGACUUUGGCCUGUGUAAGAAGCUGGCGGUGGGCCGACACAGCUUCAGCAGGAGGUCCGGGGUGCCCGGGACCGAGGGGUGGAUCGCCCCAGAGGUCCUCAGUGAGGACUGCAAGGACAACCCUGUGAGUGGUCCCUCUCUCUACUGGAGACAUGACUGGUCCUGAUUUUACAGAUAGCAGCUGCCAUGAAAGACAGGCCUGUGUGACUGACACUGUCUUGAUACUAAUUUCAAUUGGUGUGAAUGCAAUUCACUGUUACAUACUUAUAUUGCCUUUAUCAAAUACAUUAAUUCCUAGCCAUCAACAGAACGCCAUCAUUGAAAUAUGAACACCUAACCUCUCUCUCUUCCUCUGUAGACGUGCACGGUGGACAUCUUCUCUGCAGGCUGUGUGUUCUACUAUGUGGUGUCCCGGGGAUGUCAUCCCUUUGGCAAGUCUCUGCAGAGGCAAGCCAACAUCCUGCUGGGAGCCUACAGCCUGGACCAGCUACAGCCUGACAAACAUGGUGAGGACAUCACUUCCUGUUCUCAGACCCACAGGAAGGCGGUGAGGGGAAGUUGGUGUAGGAUUGGUUUGGAAGUGAUUUGAUUUAAACCAGGAUGUUGACUGCCUAAGAAACAGUGGUUUCUUGCUAGUGAGCAUCAGUUCAGCCUUUGAAAGUACAAAGAAGAGAGCGAUAAGUUUACAUUUGGUAGUUUUGGUAAAGGCUGUAUUAGAGUUAUUAUAGAUAGAUAGGUAGGGUCCUGAUGCUAUUGCAAUUUGGUGUAAAUGCAAACCCAAACAUUGCCAAUCAGUUGUUUCACAUCAGAGACCGCUGUUGUGGAAAACUCGAUCCAAAGAUUAGGUAGAGACUAAUUUAUAAUUAUAAUAGUGAAUCUUUAAAAUAGACGAGUAGCUGCAAGGUAGAUCCCUCUGAUCGCAGUCAGGGAAGGAGCUCCAAGAGUAUGUCCCUUAUAUAGUGGAAGGUAAUAAUACAAUCAUAUUGUUACACAACAGUUAUUUAUACAAGCAACAGUUCCGGAACACAAUGGCCUUGUUUUAGGGUGCAGACAUAACAGGAGUCAAUGAAAUGCAGAACAUCACAGUCCAACACAGAACAAUAACAUAACCCUUGAGAAGUGACAACAGCUCACCCCAAUUCUGCCACAGCACCGCGCCAUAGUGACUGAGUGUUUGGUCUUGUCUUUCCCAGAGGACAUCGUGGCCACAGACCUGAUAGAACAGAUGCUGAGUAUGGAGCCCCAGAGGAGGCCUUCUGCUGAGAGCGUGCUCAAACACCCCUUCUUCUGGAGCCUGGAGAAACAGCUACAGUUCUUCCAGGUCACAAUCAAAUCCAAUACUUUUCUAUUAAAGCUGUUCUACAUAAAUCAAUAUAGCACUAGAGAUGCAACUGUGAACUCACAUCGAUGAAGAUGUGCAACAUGUUCCAAUAAUGGCAUUUUAUUUUAAAAAUAAAAACCCAAAUUGAAUCGUGUUUCCUUGUAGGACGUGAGUGACAGGAUAGAGAAGGAGCCGCUGGACGGACCAAUCGUAAGGCAGCUGGAGCGAGGGGGGCGGGCCGUGGUGAAGCUGGACUGGAGGGAACACAUCACAGUGCCUCUACAGACCGGUAAGAGACUGGCCUGAGAUCCGUUAUAGCUACAGACACAUACCUGCUCUUACAAGACUUUGUCCAUGUCAUGAGUGUGCACUGUGCCAUUGUAGACUGGUAAAGAGACUGGUCUGAGUUCAGUUUUAACACUGCUACUAUGCUAGUGCCUUUUAAUAAAUGAAAGGGUAUAUAUUUAAUGAGUUAGGAAAUGAUGACCUACUACAGUUUCGUACUGAAGCCUGAUUAAUAGUUGCCCAGUUAAGGUUAAUGUUCUAGAGUGCAGAAGAGAUAUGAGUCUAGUCACUGAUAUAAAAUGCAGUGACUGUGGAUGUGGUUAGCAUUUCCUGUCAAUCCAGACUGCAGCAUUUAGAUCAGCUCAUCUCAACCUGAAAUGCUGCUUUGCUUCCUGUUGACAGUGUUAAUCUUUAUAGGUCUGUUUCAUAGGGUUCAAAUGAGUGUCUCCAAAUGUAUUUGCUAACUUAAUAUGCUACUGUAUGUGAAAUAAAUGGUGAGAGAAGAUUCACUGUGACUGUUGCAUUCAUGACUUUUUUAAUUUGCAUAAUACAGUCAUUUCACUAUUUAGCUUGGUGGUAUGUUUUAGUUUUUAUGCCUUGUGGAGAACUAGUAGGCCGAAGAUUUCCUGACAGGUAGCCUAUAUUUAUAGGAUAUCUAACUUUAAACCAUGACAUUGUGAGGUAUUUCAAUCUUGUUGCAUUAUGAGACUUGAAUAGGGGAUUGGUGUGUCUUGCAGGUUUUAGGAUAAAUGAUUAGAAUGUACUGUGUGGAUUACUCAUUGCAUGUAUUGUCUCUUUUGGCAGAUCUACGCAAAUUCCGGUCGUAUAAAGGAGGGUCCGUCAGAGAUCUUCUCCGUGCCAUGAGAAACAAGGUAUGGGUGUCUUUCCAGCUAAAUGAUGCGUGUGUAACUGAUUAGAUAUCCGUUUAUAUGAAUCCGUCCUCUUUUGUCCCUCCUAUAGAAGCACCAUUACAGGGAGUUACCAGCAGAGGUCCAGGAGACUCUGGGCUCCAUCCCUGAUGACUUUGUGUCCUACUUCACCUCCCGCUUCCCCCACCUGCUGCGCCACACCUACCUGGCCAUGCACACCUGUGCCCACGACAGGUCCUUCCUUCCCUACUACCCCAGCUCAGAGCAGCUCGCCUGGAUACGGACUCCCUACACACACCCCGUGCCCAAGGCCACACCCCCGCUGCAGACACACACGUUGCAGCCGGAGGAACCCACACAGUCAAACACAAUCCCAUCCACAGAACCCAUACAGUCAGUGACCGUAUCAGACUCUACACCCAUACAGUCAGUGUCAAUCACAACAACAACAACACCCCCACAGUCAGUGUCAAUCACAACAACACCCACACAGUCAGUGUCAAUCACAUUACCAGUAGAGCCAGUAUCACCCACAUCAUUAUCAGUCCAACCAGUACUGCCUAUAUCACCCCCACCCUCAUCCACACUGCCAGACCUGCCUCCACAGACAGUAUUGCCCACCCAGACCUCAGAACCCCCCACACCGUCAGAAACCCCCCCUUACAGAUCCUGUCCCACCUGGACCACACAUACUGCCAGUGCCACAUCCAGCCACACAGGACACGGAGCCUGCCUGAGAGCCAACGAGGGGUGAUGGAUGCGUGCGGCAAAGAGGAGCGUUGCCUUAUGAGUGGACAUAUACUGGGGCUCUGUUGCUCUUUCCUGUGCUGGUGAGGACCAGGCCUGCAGUGCCUGGGAGCUGCCGACAGGGGGAGAAGCAGCCCAAACCAAGUGCCUUUCCUGCUCGACUGAGACAAAAUGGCUCCGAAUGGAACCGUCCCAAGUCCCAAGGUCCCUCCAAGCAUCAAGAAGCCAGCGUGGAAAUGAACUAUUGAGGGGCCGUACUGUGUAGUACAGAGAGAAUCAGUUUUAUUUGCAAUGGAGUCCCUCCUAAUGUCAAGUAUUGUGAGGUAUUUAAAUAUAGUUGGGCACAAAAUACUUGGCAAAGGAAGGGAGGAAUUAUUCUGUUGAUGUUGUUGGAAGACAAGUCGACAAUGGUAGUUUUACUGUGGAAUCUUAUUUCUCUUAAUGAGCCUUUUCACUGUAAAGAGGUGUAUAUUUUUGUAUAGGAGAUGACUUGAUAAUGACUUGAUCAUUGAUAAUCAUGUGAUGUGGCCAUUGUGCCUUUUUAAAUAACACUGUGCUAUGUAUGUGAGCUUUGAAGGUAGACGCCCCCGAAAUAGUUUUGCUUGCUGCUGCUAGUGACGGCUUUUCUCUCUUGAAUCAAGACCAUUUCAGUGCCUGUCUUCCUGUGCAGGCGAGGGCAGAUAGUCCAAAAGGUGUUUGAACUGAACACUGGUAAAAGCAUAAUGUGUGUAUCUUUUCUACUUUUAUCUCUGUUAGCGUUGUGCUGUACAUCGGAAACAAGGCAAUAUGUGAUCUGAUUGUGUUUUUAUUGCAGGGCGUCACCCAAAGUCUUGUUUGCUUGAUCUCUGACACACUAGGCCUUUACUAAAACUAGUUCGGCUACAAGUCAUGAUAGGAUGAUUACAGAAAGUAUUCACUUAACAUUCUGUUUUUUGCUGUCAGAGGAAUCAUGUGUUUUCAGUCAUCCCAUCUUUGAUGAAUGAUGAUCCAAUGCAACAUGUUUUAUUCAAUCAUAUUGUCUUUAUAAUGAAUGGCAGUUAAAUAAGUCUUCAUUUAUUACAUGAAUUAACUGUUAUAGUUUGUGUUCAUAUUUUAUUUUGUAAGUGGAAUACAUUUACUUCAGGUUGAUUUUGUACUGUUCAUGGUACAUCAAAAAUACCAAUAAUUUACUGUAUUUGCUCUAAUGCAAGCUGUAUAAAGUGAAGAGUGUUUUGUGCAAAAGUCAACAGUAAAUAUUUUGCAGUCCCGUCUGAAGAUGCCUUUUACUGUUAAGAUUUAAUUUCUAACAUACCAUCCUGAAUGCAAGAAUAGUUUGUUUUAUGAUAUUACAUUUUCAGUUUUGCAAUUGACUCCUUCUGCCAACGUCUGCCGUUGUUGGAGUGAAAAUGCCAAAUAAAUCAGCAUUAAUAUCUGUUAUCGUGUUAAAAGUUUGCAAAUAUUUUGAGCUCGUGGAACUAAUGCUGCGUUCAUAAGCAUGUGGUAAGGUGGUAUUUACCACAUGACUGGGAAAAAUCCACUUGAACACCCCUCGAACUUGUGAUUACUAGUGGGAAACUCGUCUAUCAUGCCUGAUCUCCGACUUCUCCCACAUGCUGACCUUUGACAUCAUCUACUAAGGAAGUGACCUCAAUAACAGCAUUUUCAGCAGUUAAAUGUGACAAAACAUUUAUAAAAAGCAAUCUUAAUGUUCUUUUAACACUAAUUUGUUAACAAGCAUGAUUAGCUGUACUUUUAGUUUGACAGAAUUAUGAUUUGGUGUAACAGUGUAUGCAGACCCUUUUCUGUGCAACACCCUCUUAUGCGUGUUUACCUGAUUAGAUAUCCGUUUAUAUGAAUCCUUCCUCUUUUGUCCCUCCUAUAGAAGCACCAUUACAGGGAGUUACCAGCAGAGGUCCAGGAGACUCUGGGCUCCAUCCCUGAUGACUUUGUGUCCUACUUCACCUCCCGCUUCCCCCACCUGCUGCGCCACACCUACCUGGCCAUGCACACCUGUGCCCACGACAGGCACUUCCUUCCCUAAUACCCCAGCUCAGAGCAGCUCGCCUGGAUACGGACUCCCUACACACACCCCGGGCCCAAGGCCAUAGAGCUGCUGCAGACACAUGUCACAGCCAGAGGAACCCACAACGUCAAACACAGUACCCUCACAGCAUGUGAUGGUGUCUCAAACAAUCCCAUCCACAGCACCCCUACAGUCAGUGACCGUAUCAGACUCUACACCCAUACAGUCAGUGUCAAUCAUAACAACACCCCCACAACCACAUUACCAGUAGAGCCAGUAUCAUCCACAUCAUUAUCAGUCCAACCAGUACUACCUACAUCACCCCCACCCUCGUCCACACUGCCAGACCUGCCCUCACCGACAGUGUUGCCCACCCAGCCCUCAGAAAUCCCCCCUACAAAUCCCGUCCCACCUGAACCACCA
Coregonus sp. 'balchen' is the source of this 36053-nucleotide messenger RNA. The record is from the annotation of a GenBank genome assembly. Lineage: Eukaryota; Metazoa; Chordata; Actinopteri; Salmoniformes; Salmonidae.